This is a messenger RNA of Besnoitia besnoiti, 1839 nucleotides long. RefSeq lists its product as uncharacterized. The transcript has a single exon. Lineage: Eukaryota; Apicomplexa; Conoidasida; Eucoccidiorida; Sarcocystidae. The coding region runs from base 1 to 1839 and encodes 612 amino acids. The record is from RefSeq and is a predicted model, not a curated record.
AUGUCCCAUCUGGCAACUGAGGAGAUCCCUUGCGUUCGCUACAUUUGCGAGUUCCUCUCGGGUGGGGACAUCGACGGUUUUCCGAGUUUCGGCUCGCUUCAGCGGCUCUCGCAUCUCACGUCGAGUCAGACCGGGUCCGCGGCUUGGGGGCAGCCCGUCCCGCUGCGGGCGGCCGUCGGUUCCUUCUUCUCCUUCCGCGUAUCCGCUCGAGUGCGCGCUUCUCAAUAUUUGGCUGAAGUUUCAGAUUUUCCACGCCAGCGACGCGUGAUAAGCCAACGACCAGCAAGCGGAGGUGUCUGGGGCUGCGGUGGAGGGGCGCCGCCAGCCCCCGAAAUUCGGGUCCUGCGCGCGGAACUCCGUGCAGUCUUGCUCUCUCUGUCGGCGAAUCCGCUAGGCGCCAUGGCGAAUCCGCUAGGCGCCAUGGCGACUCGCUUGCCCGAGGCGAGCUCCGCUUUGCGGGCGCCGCGUUUCAGAGAGCCCUUCGUCCCCUGUCUGCGUCUGCGUUCUCUGUUUCUGCUGCUCUGCUGCGUGGUAGCCGCGCACCUGUGUGCGCCCCGCGAGGAGGCGUGCGUCGCGGCUGCGCGGCCGCGCCUCUCCGCGCCGGCGGAAGACGAGAGCGACUCUGCUUCUAGCUGGUCGUCGUCGUAUGGUUCUGCGUCCGAGGAGGAAAGCGACCCGUCCAGCAACGACUUUCCGCUGGCACACGCCCAGCUGCGCCCGACGCCGACGCUGCUGCUGCGCACGCCGCAGCCCGCUCCUCAGAACGACUUCCUCUCGCGGCUGUGGGACGCGACGGCCUCGAGAGGGCAGAGCUACCUCGACGCCGUCAAAGAAAGCUUCUCCAGCCCGCCCGAGUCCUACUCAGACGCCGCCUCGCAAUUUAUCUCCGCGUCAGGGAACUUCCUGCAGGGUGCCUUCGACGAGGCGCGCGACCAGCUCGCGACGACAUGGAGAAAGUCGCAGCUCGCAUGGGAUGACUUCGCCUCGUCCGCAUCUGAGUUCGGCGAGCGUGCCUGGCGCACGCUGCAGAAACCAGAAGACGUUGAAGAGCUCAUCGUGCCGGAGUCCUACACGCCGCUGACCGACGCGGGCGGCGCGGGGACGCGCAGGGACUUGCCCCCGGCGCUGCCGCGCGCGGCGCUGGCGCCCUUCGCGAAUGUCCUGCCGUCGGUGCUCUCGGCUGCGCUCCAGUCAGUUGCGGCGAGCAAGCUGGCGGCGGAGGUGAGCGAGCUCCUUGGCACUGAGGAGACCGCGCAGAAUUGGGCCGUCGCGUCCAAGAUGCUGCGGGAGACUGGCAAACUGGAUCCCUCCCACCCCGCAGUCGUGGACCUCGUCCAGAAAGUCGUCGUCGCGGUCGCCGUCAUGGGCGCAGCCCUCGACGGCCUCGCAGCGCGCUCGGGGUUCAUCGGAGACGCUGUGCGGGCCUCGGGAGUCUCGCUCGUGGUACGCCUCCUGAAGAACGCCCUGCAGCGCUCCCCACACGUCGGCAGCAGCGGCGCGGACGACCAAGACGCAGAGAAGGCCUCCGAGAGGGCGCGCGGCAGCGAGGACAGGGGAGCCGACGACGAAGAGAUACGCGCCAGGGUCGUCUCGGAAGCCAUCCACUCCAUCAAAAGCAUGCCCGGGACGGGCCUCGAGGCAAUCGAACGCAAGUACCAGAGCAUCCUGACCCGCGCGGGAGUCCUGCCAGGGCAGCUGAAGGCCGGGCUCCGGCGCGUCCUGGGGAACGGAGCCGUCGCCGAAGAACCUGAUUCGUACGCGUCGGUCUACGCCCCGCGAGAGACGCCAUCCGCGCCAGCCCGCCUGCAGACACCAUUCGAGGACUCCGACGACGAGUGA